AUGUCUUCAUUAUUACCUAAUAUAACAAAUAAUCAAAAAGAACUAAAUUUUGUGAGUAAAGUUAAGAGGAAAUUUUUUGGAAAAGAAGAUAUGGAAAUGUUAAGAAAAGCACAACAAACAAGUCCAAAUAAAGAGAAAAUUAAUAGAAAUUCUUCAAAUUCUGACAAUUCUUCUAAUCAACAACAAAUAUUAAUUCCAAUAGAAAAAAUUUCUUUAUGUAAAGAAAUUGGGAAUGGUGAAUUUGGAGAAGUCUAUCAAGCUAUAUGGCACAGAGAUGAGGAGGAGUCUAUCCAAGUUGCUGUGAAACAAAUUCAACCAGAAAAACUUAUUUCUCACCAUUCUUCUUUUCUUCAAGAAGCGGCAAUUAUGACAAAAAUGAGACAUGAAAAUGUUAUUCAAAUGUUUGGUGUUGUACUUGAUAUAAAGGCUAUAAUGAUUGUAUCAGAAUUGGCGUCUUGUGGUUCUUUACUGGAAUGUCUUAAAUCUAAAGCUUGGCAUCCCUCACUUUCUGUUGAUGUUUUGUGUGAUUUUGCUCUUCAAAUUUCAAAUGGAAUGAAAUAUUUAAGUUCGCAACGUUUAAUUCAUAGAGAUUUGGCUGCAAGAAAUAUUCUUGUUCAUUCACCUUCUAAGGUAAAAAUUUCUGAUUUUGGUUUAAGUCGUUCUUUGGGUUAUGGUGAAGAGUAUUACCGUUCUGAAUUUAAUCUUUCCAUGAAAUUACCGAUUGCUUGGUGUGCACCUGAAUGUAUUAAUUUCCUUCGUUUUACGUCAGCUUCAGAUGUCUGGGCGUAUGGAGUUUUUCUUUGGGAAGUUUUUACUUAUGGACAAACACCUUGGGAAGGAAUAAGUGGAUCACAGAUACUUUAUGCAGUAGAUACUCAGCGAUUAAAAUUAGAAAAGCCAAAAUUUUGUCCUUCAGGAAUUUAUAAUUUAAUGUUAAAAUGUUGGGAAUGGUCUGCAGAGAAAAGGCCAACAUUUGAGAAUAUUUGUAAUGAAUUACCUACUUUAAUGCCUCCAUUAUUGGUUACUGUGACAGAUUGUAGACAUAAAUCUUUGAAGGAAAAUAUCAAUUAUUUAAAUUAUGAAAAGGGAGAAACAAUUAUUUUAUUAGAUAAAAGCACUUCUCUUCCAGGCUUUUGGUUUGGAGUUUCAAAGACAGGCAAUAUCGGUAUUUUCCUUCCCGAACAUACAAUUGCAUUUUUGGGUGCACAAAAUCCAAAUAGUAAUUAUUCAGAUAAUAUUAUUACAUCUCCAGAAUUUGAAAGAAAAAGUUUACAUUCUUUAAUUGAGAUAGAAGAAAAUAAAAAAGAUAAAAAUAAAAAAGAGAAGAAAAAGAAAAAUGACAAAGAAAAUUUUAAAAUGAUGAUUAGUGAACCAAAAGGAGAUUUGAGACAUACUUGCCAUGUUGGGGCAGAUGGAAGAAAUUUUGGACUUUUAAAUACAGAACUGUCAAUAUCUUCAACAAUUUCUCCAAGUCUUCGUUCGAUUUCACCAAUAAGUACUUCAAGUACUUUCUCUUUAGCACCUCCAAGACCUCCAAAAAAUCCAAAUAUUCAUUUAGAAAUGUCAAAAAGUAUUUUAAGUAAUAAAUCAUUUGAAGAAUUAAAUCAACAACCACCAGAAUUGCCUCCAAAACCGCCGAGAUUUAGAGAAAAAUUUUGUAAAGAAAAUAAUAAUACAAAAGAAUAUUUAAUGCCAAAAAUUGUUUCUGACAAUUCUCCAAUAUUAAAUUAUAAAAAUAAUUUAGCUUCUAAUAAUUUUCCUUUAAAUGAGAAUGAAAAACAGCAAGAAUAUUUAAUUGUUUCUAAUAAAGAAGAAGAAGAAGAAGAAAUUAAAAAAGAAGAUGAAGUUGAAGAAUAUUUACGUCCACCAAAAUAA
This is a messenger RNA of Meloidogyne enterolobii, 1875 nucleotides long. The record is from the annotation of a GenBank genome assembly. Lineage: Eukaryota; Metazoa; Nematoda; Chromadorea; Rhabditida; Meloidogynidae.